Molecule: messenger RNA, 957 nt
Organism: Cercocebus atys (sooty mangabey)
Lineage: Eukaryota; Metazoa; Chordata; Mammalia; Primates; Cercopithecidae
Gene: HSD17B3
Product: hydroxysteroid (17-beta) dehydrogenase 3
Exons: 11
Coding region: 1-933 (310 amino acids)
Cellular component (GO): endoplasmic reticulum
Molecular function (GO): oxidoreductase activity
Source: RefSeq, a predicted model, not a curated record
AUGGGGGACGUUCUGGAACAGUUCUUCAUCCUCACAGGGCUGCUGGUGUGCCUGGCCUGCCUGGUGAAGUGUAUGAGAUUCUCCAGAUGUAUUUUACUGAAUUACUGGAAAGUUUUGCCAAAGCCUUUCUUGCGGUCAAUGGGACAGUGGGCAGUGAUCACUGGAGCAGGCGAUGGAAUUGGGAAGGCGUACUCAUUCGAGCUAGCAAGACGUGGACUCGAUGUCGUGCUUAUCAGCCGGACGCUGGAAAAACUAGAGGCCACUGCCACAGAGAUCGAGCGGACUACAGGGAGGAGUGUGAAGAUUAUACAAGCAGAUUUUACCAAAGAUGACAUCUACGAGCAUAUUAAAGAAAAACUUACAGGCUUAGAAAUUGGAAUUUUAGUCAACAAUGUCGGAAUGCUCCCAAACCUUCUCCCAAGCCAUUUCCUGAACGCGCCAGAUGAGAUCCAGAGCGUCAUCCAUUGUAACAUCACCUCCGUAGUCAAGAUGACACAGCUAAUUCUGAAACAUAUGGAAUCAAGGCGGAAAGGUCUCAUCCUGAACAUUUCUUCCGGGAUAGCUCUGUUUCCUUGGCCUCUCUACUCCAUGUACUCAGCUUCCAAGGCGUUUGUGUGCACAUUUUCCAAGGCCCUGCAAGAGGAAUAUAAAGCAAAAGAAGUCAUCAUCCAGGUGCUGACCCCAUAUGCCGUCUCGACUGCAAUGACAAAGUAUCUAAAUACCAAUGUGAUAACCAAGACUGCUGAUGAGUUUGUCCAAGAGUCACUGAAUUAUGUCACAAUCGGAGGUGAAACCUGUGGCUGCCUUGCCCACGAAAUCUUGGCGGGCUUUCUGAGCCUGAUCCCGGCCUGGGCCUUCUACAGUGGCGCCUUCCAAAGGCUGCUCCUGACACACUAUGUCGCGUACCUGAAGCUCAACACCAAGGUCAGGUAGCCGGGCGGCGAGGAGUCCAGCACA